Hylaeus volcanicus is the source of this 2170-nucleotide messenger RNA. RefSeq lists its product as uncharacterized. Lineage: Eukaryota; Metazoa; Arthropoda; Insecta; Hymenoptera; Colletidae. Gene Ontology annotation, cellular component: Set1C/COMPASS complex. The record is from RefSeq and is a predicted model, not a curated record. The coding region runs from base 44 to 1456 and encodes 470 amino acids. The transcript has 10 exons. Gene Ontology annotation, molecular function: chromatin binding; protein binding.
AUAUACUCAGAAUGUUUCAUAAAAUUUAAAAUAUUUUUUUUAAAUGAACACAUUGAAUAAAAAUUUUAUUGAUAAGUGUGUCUGUGAUUGUCAUUCUGUGACAUGUGAUAAAAACACUGAAAAUAAUCAUAGCACUUUGGAAUUUCCCACGUGUUCUAGCGAACUGAACGAUUCUAUCAUUAAAAACUUUCAACUAUGUGAUACGCGACGUGACAAUUUCAAUUUGAUUUCAAGUAUUGAUUGGGAUCAAUCAGGUGACUGUCUUCUUUCAUGUUCUCGUAAUAAUACAAUAACACUUCAUAAUAUAUCUUGCAAAAGGUCACUUUUUUUUUUGUUUCUUUUUUUCAAUUUGUUUAUAUUUCAAAACGAUCUUAGUGUUCGGCAAUUCUAUUCAAAGAAAUAUGGAGCACAUGGCGCAAGAUUUUUACAUGGAGGAGAAAGCUGCUGUAUAGUUGCAGCCAAAACACCCGAUAACACAAAAAAUAAUACAGUCAGUCAAAUUCUAAAUUCCUUAUGUAGAACGACAUGGGAUGUUCCCAGCUCCCAAUAUACUCAAUUUCGCUUAACCAAUGACCAAAUGCUUCAUCAAAAAACUCGCCCAAAGCCUGACCCACCCGCUGGAUCUUUAAAGUAUUGGGAUUUGCGUGAAAAUCGCUUCGUAAGUAACUUCUUUUUACGUUCAGCUGUGAGUCUGCAAGCACAAUUAUCAGUUUCCUUACCACCCAACGAAUUAAUUUGUGCCCCAUGUAUGGAUGGAACUGUUCAGUUUUUCAAUGUCACCAAAAAAAAACCUAUGGCUAUCUUAGAGACCGGUAUGACAUCAUCCGUCCACGCUUUUCUCGAACAGAAAGGAAAUGUAGCAGCCGUACAAAUAUUACCUUUUACAAUUCAAUUGUUAGAUUUUCGAAAAAGUUUUGAAAAGGCUCACUAUAUGUCAAUAGAUGUUACGACGUCUCUUCAUAAAAGUUAUGACGAAAUGAAAUCUUUAUGUAUAACGAAUAUACAGUUAUCCCAAUGGCCAUGUCUCACACUACUCGUCACUUUAGUGGAUAUAAUGGGUCAGCCGACGUUACUUGAAUAUGAUGCACAAACUGGAGAAUUGUUACAUCGUUUUUACACGUCUACAUCUGUUUCGACUCAACAUUUGAUCGAGCGAUGGAAAUGUGACCCAAUCGAUCCUCUUUCUUAUGGCCGUCCUAUUCAAUUUUCCCCACAUAUAUCCCGAGAUGGUCGUUAUAUUGCUUGCGGAUGUGGUGCUCAGUCCACUCUAGCGUUCUGGUCAACAAAGAGUGAUGGGUUACCAAUCAAAACUCUUUCAACAGGCACUCGUGUUGCUCGACAAGUUCAAUGGAAUCCUACCCAAAUGCUUUUGGCCUCUGCAUAUGAUCACCUCGCUUUUUGGGGGCCUUUGGAUUCUUAUUGGGGCUACAAAAAGUCAAAGAAUUCUUUUGGUUAGAAUAUCUAUAAAUAUAGAAACCCGAUUAGCAAUAAAUUUAUUACAUUAUUUGUUUAAUGAUAAUAACAACAUUUCUUAUAAUAUAUCGUUUACAUCUUUUAUUAAGGCCGCACGUCUUAAAUAGAGAACAUCAUUUUGCUUAAACAAAACACGAACAAGCUUUAAAAAAAAAAAUGUAACAAAUUUUUUAAAAACCAGCGUUUUAGAGAUUAGAAGAUGUGGUCUUUACAUAGACUAAAUAAAUAGAAAUAUCGACGUUAAACCAUAUCAAAUUUCAUAUAAGCUAACGCGUUUUCUCCUGAUUUUUGAAAAGUACCGAAAAAAUUACUUAAAUUUAUGAAUAAAGCUCAGAGCGAUAAGGGUUAACGAUUGUUUCAUCAAAUAACAUGGUAACAUGUUUUAUGCCAAAGUUAAUCAUCAUGCUUAGAAUUUAGGUAAAUAAUAGUUUUUUUUAUGAAAUAACAGGUCGAGAGAUUAACUACAGUAAAAGUUUUACAAAGCUUCACUCGGUUUAGUAUUUCAGUACGUUUAGUCGAAUUAUUUAAUAUGUGAUAAAAAUCGCAUCCGAGCUCCGCUAGAAAAUUUCACACAAGAGUACUUUUCAUAAUUUUUCUUUGUAAUAAGGUUAAAUAAAUAAAUUAAAUAUAAAUUUAAAUAAGCCUUAUAACAAUAAAAUAAAUAACAAAGUAUUGUUGUAGAGAAAUGAACUUGCGA